Messenger RNA from Sarcophilus harrisii (Tasmanian devil), 927 nucleotides. RefSeq names its product vomeronasal type-1 receptor 1-like. Gene Ontology annotation, biological process: G protein-coupled receptor signaling pathway. The transcript has a single exon. The record is from RefSeq and is a predicted model, not a curated record. Gene Ontology annotation, cellular component: membrane. Bases 1 to 927 code for a protein of 308 amino acids. NCBI's taxonomy places the organism in Eukaryota, Metazoa, Chordata, Mammalia, Dasyuromorphia, Dasyuridae. Gene Ontology annotation, molecular function: pheromone receptor activity.
AUGUUUCCUACUAACAUGUGCUUUGGGAUUAUUAUGCUCUUCCAGACUGGACUUGGUGUUCCAACAAACAUCUUUCUUCUUUGUUUUUUUUCUUUGAAUUUCUUUAGUGGCCAUAGGAAAAAACCUGUCAAUUUGAUUUUCAUCCAAAUGAACUUUGUGAACCUCAUGAUGUUCUUUUCCAAAGUAUUCUUAGACAUACCGAUAUAUUUGGGAAUGAGGAAUUUCUUGAAUGAUGUUGACUGUAAACUUGUCACUUAUAUUCAUAGACUGUGCAUAGCACUCUCAGUUUGCUUUACUUGCUACCUUUGCACCUUUCAGGCUGUCAUCAUUAGUUCUAGUAUCUCCAGACUGGGAAAAUUCAAAGCUUGGUUCCUAGAUCAUAUCAUUUACUUUUGUCUUUUCUUCUGGAUCCUCAAUCUUCUUUUAGAAAUUCCUGUGCUGUUUUCUGUGACGGGCCCAAGAUACAUGAACAAUACUCCUGAUGAGCUUAAUUUUGGAAAUUGUUCUCUUGAAACUCAUAAUAAUGUUUACUGGGGUAUAAUUACUAUUAGAAAUGUAAUCUGUGUAGUAGUUAUAGUCUUGGUCAGUUGCUACAUUGUAUACUUGCUAUACAGACAUCAUCAGAAAGUACAGGCAAUUCAUAGCAGCAGUGUCUCAGCCAGGACCUUCCCUGAGGUCAGAGCAACUCGAACCAUCUUGCUGCUAGUGAGUACCUUUGUCUUCUUUUACUCAUUCAUUUCUAUCUGUACAAUUUGUAUCAACUAUUUUUAUCAACACCGCUUCUGGUUGUUGCCUAUGGCUACCAUUCUUUGUCUAUGUUUCCCAACUCUUAGUCCCUUUAUAUUGAUCCCCUGGGGAUCCAGGAAAUCCUUUGGUUUAUUGACAGGGAUUCAUUCCAAACUAUCUGCUAUUCAGCUGCCAAAGUGA